Molecule: messenger RNA, 1583 nt
Organism: Cyprinodon variegatus (sheepshead minnow)
Lineage: Eukaryota; Metazoa; Chordata; Actinopteri; Cyprinodontiformes; Cyprinodontidae
Product: interferon alpha/beta receptor 2-like
Exons: 6
Coding region: 37-768 (243 amino acids)
Molecular function (GO): protein binding
Source: RefSeq, a predicted model, not a curated record
AGCUUCAGCCGUGAGCCGGCAGACCGUCUAUGGAGGAUGAUGGGGCUGUGGACGCUGCUUCUCCUGCAUCUGCACCUGGCAGUUUGCAUUUCCCUCCCGGAACCAUCCAACGUUUCCAUCUCCUCCUUCAACAUGGAGCACAUCCUCAGCUUCUCUCCGGGCCCUCGGACCCCGACGGAUGCCCACUUCCAGGUUCAGUUCUACAGCUUCAGGACGCGGCGGUGGAAAGCUGUGGUCGGGUGCGAGCAGCUGAUGGCCGGGCAGACGUGCAAUUUAACCGACGGGUUGGGGGACGUGUUUGACCAGUACAUGGCCCGAGUCCGGGCCGUCAGAACCAACCAGACCUCCAACUGGACCAGAAGCAGGGAGUUCCAGCCUCUGGCAGACAAGGCUCUUCUCCGUCUCCAGCUGACGUUUCCUGGCUUCUUCUCUAUAUUUCAGUUCAAAAUGGAGGUUCCCUACAAACAGAAAACCGUGAUCUCGUAUCUGCAGCCGGGCGUGGAAUACUGCGUCUUCGCCUCCUUCAGGUCCUUCGUCAACCGCAGCAGCAUCUCCAGUGAGCUCCACUGCGCCUUCACCAGUCCUCCUCCACCCAAACAUAUGUUGUCGCUGGUCCUCGGCCUGUUUGGGGGUUUUACUCUAGUGGUGGUCCUCGUCGUGGCUCGGGUAUUCUUCAGGAGCAAGGUUGAAAAGCCUUAUUUGCCCUGCAUGAGGUCGACAUCGCAGCCGUACAUCUGCCUGAUGAGCUCUCUGACUGAGGAGGACUGAGAUACGACCUGAGGAAACUAGACCUUCUGUUGAUUUGACUUCAUCCGCUGGAUGGAAGAUAUUCAUCAAAUGUUUACUUUAUUUGUGGAGUUUUACUCAGGGAUCAAGCCUCCCCCCCCUGCUUGAGGGGAUUACUGUACAUUCCUGUAAAAUAAUCCUGGUUGAUCAGAACAGAGACUGAUCCGGAGUGUCUGAUUCAUCCUUCCUCUCUGACGGUUUGUUUCUGUGGUUCUUUUUCUCACUUGUUGAAGGUUUCUCUAUCUGUGCCAUUUAAAUCAAUGAAGAACGGAUCUGUUAUGUUUGGUGAGUCUGAAUGAAGAUCUGAGCCUUUUGUUUGUUAGUAAAUGCAAGAACAUGAAAUAAAUACACAGGUUAUUUUUCUACAUUUUAUUAAGUCUCUGAAUUCUACAUUUAUAAUGUUUUCGUAAAGUCUGAUUCAUGUCAUAGAGAAGCUAAAUGUUUGUUUAAAUGGAGCAACCUGAGCCUUAGCUUCAGCUUGACCUCAAAUGCUGACAAAAAUGAAAAAUCCAGACUAACAUGGCGGGAUCAGGGUGUGUUUGAUCAAAUCAGGGGUGAAGAAGGUUUCAAUGCAGUUUUAGAUCAACAGACGGUCAGGCUAAACCCUGGCCUAAACCAGCUUCCACUUUAACACCUGGCCACGCCCAUACUCGCCAAAAAUAACAAGAACAAAAAUAUUGCCUUUACAUGAGUAAUAAAAACAUCAGUACUUGAGGAAAAUGGAGGGAAUGUAUGAGCUUUACUAAAGAAAUACAAUGACUGGAAGGAUUUCUUUUUUUCUGAUGCAGUUUAUUGUU